This is a messenger RNA of Drosophila sechellia, 499 nucleotides long. RefSeq names its product Vitelline membrane 34Ca (gene Vm34Ca). The record is from RefSeq and is a predicted model, not a curated record. Bases 51 to 410 code for a protein of 119 amino acids. The transcript has a single exon. Lineage: Eukaryota; Metazoa; Arthropoda; Insecta; Diptera; Drosophilidae.
AAGCAUUGCAGUCUGCUACCAACAGUCUAAGAAAUCAUCAACCAAUCAACAUGAAGUGCAUCGCCAUCGUCUCCACCAUCUGCAUGCUGGCCGCUUUUGUUGCCGCCGAUAAGGAGGAUAAGAUGCUCGGCUCUUCCUACGGUGGUGGCUACGGCAAGCCCGCCGCUGCUCCGGCUCCAUCCUACGCCGCUCCGGCUGCCGCUCCCCAGGCCUACGCCGCCCCAGCUGCUCCAUCCUACGCCGCCGCUCCGGUCUCGAUCCCGGCUCCUCCCUGCCCCAAGAACUACCUGUUCAGCUGCCAGCCCAACCUGGCCCCAGUGCCCUGCAGCGCCCCAGCUCCCAGCUAUGGAUCCGCCGGUGCCUACUCUCAGUACGCCCCCGUCUACGCUCCUCAGCCCAUCCAGUGGUAAACUGGUCCACAGACUCCACUAACCCCUCCUGAUCACCGACAACAGCAAUGCAUACAAAAUAAAAAAAAUAUUUAUGUUUAAUCAUAAAA